Molecule: messenger RNA, 1280 nt
Organism: Penaeus vannamei (Pacific white shrimp)
Lineage: Eukaryota; Metazoa; Arthropoda; Malacostraca; Decapoda; Penaeidae
Source: RefSeq, a predicted model, not a curated record
CUGAACAUGAGCCGCGAAGACACAUCACCGACUCUGGAUAGAAAUUCGGAAGAAGAUUUAGAGAAAGAAAGAAGCUUCAACAAAAAUUCAGAGGAGGACUCCAAGAAGAAAGAUAGGAAUGAAGACCCAGAGGAAGACCCGAAGAAAGAAGAAGAUACAAAGAAAAACUCGGAGGAAGACCCGAAGAAAGAAGAUACAAAUAAAAACUCGAAGGAAGACCCGAAGAAAGAAGAAGAUAGGAAUGAAGACCCAGAGGAAGACCCGAAGAAAGGCGGUAGCAACUACCUCAAGAUCGGUGCAUGUGUCGCUCUUGGUGCAGUUGGAACCGUCGUUGUAGCUCCUGUUGUGCUGGCUGGUGUAGGCUUUACUUCCGGUGGAAUUGCUGCUGGGUCUUAUGCUGCUUCCAUGAUGUCAUCUGCCGCCAUCGCCAAUGGGGGGGGUGUUGCAGCUGCCAGCUUGGUGGCAGCGCUGCAGUCGGCGAGCGCGGCAGGCAUUGGCAUCGGUCGGUGGGGCAGUAGGGGGGGGCGUGGCAGCAGCAGCUAGCUGGUUUAGGGGAAGCAGUGACUCUAAUGACAAGCAAGGAGAAACAAAUGUUGCUGAAUAAAUUGAUGUGUUUGUGAUGAAAAUGAUCAUGGUGACAGAAUUGAUGCGUAAGUAUACUCAACGCGAUACUGAAGAACUUAGGAAAUAAACAACAAAGAAAAGGGUAUUGUUUUUCCCUCUAUAAUUUCAGGAUUUAGUGUUACUGUUUUAUUCCAUAUUAAUAGAAUUUCUGAUUUUGAAAAUAGCUCUCCCAUAAAAAAAAAAAAAAAAAAAUGCAUGAAACCAAGGAUUUAAGAGCUUUUGACAAUUAGUUUGCAGAAAGGUUGUUAAACAUUGAACUUAAUGUUAAUUUGCUUUAUUUUGUUCCUAAAGUGAAGAAGCAUUCUAAAGGACUUUGAGCCUUCGAGCGAGAAAAUGAACGGAUAGAUUAUAGAAAAUUAGAUAUAUAGAUAGAUAUACAAACGAAUGGACAGAUAUAUUAAUAGAAAAAAAUAGAUAGAUGAUAGAUAGAUAGAUAAACAGAUACAGAUAGAUACACGGAUAGAUAAAGAGAGAGAGAGAGAAUUUAAUUUCGCAUUUCAUUUUUAAUUUAAGACAAACAAAACCAGUUGAAGACCAAGAAUGACGUAAAAUCAAAUUUCUGUUCUAUUCAAUUAUGAUUAUGCUCACGUGUGCAUUACGUGACUAAGACUUGUAUGUAGACUUGCUUGCAUUAUUACACAUCUUGUACUAAUGAU